CGAGUCACUCAACUCAACUCGGCUAAUAGAUAUCCGGACCGCCCACACCCGCAUAGUAAACCCUCGAUACACACACAUAACAUAUCAUCUACGCCUCUGCAGUCAGCUCUUCAGUUGGAUCCCUACACCUUGAAAAGCUAAGUAUGUCGGACGAAGAGCAUCAGUUUGAAUCAAAGGCCGAUGCAGGUGCUUCCAAAACCUACCCUCAGCAAGCCGGUACCAUCCGCAAAGGCGGCCACAUCGUCAUCAAGAAUCGUGCUUGCAAGGUUGUAGAAGUUUCCACCUCCAAGACUGGCAAGCACGGUCAUGCUAAGUGUCACUUUGUUGCAAUUGACAUCUUUAAUGGGAAAAAGCUUGAAGAUAUUGUGCCCUCGUCCCAUAACUGUGAUGUUCCUCAUGUCAGUCGUACUGACUACCAGCUAAUUGAUAUUUCUGAGGAUGGAUUUGUGAGUUUGUUGACUGAAAAUGGCAACACUAAGGAUGAUCUGAAGCUCCCAACUGAUGAUGCUCUCCUGACACAGAUCAAGGAUGGAUUUGCAGAGGGUAAGGACCUGGUGGUGAGUGUGAUGUCAGCGAUGGGGGAGGAGCAGAUUUGUGCUCUUAAGGACAUUGGCCCCAAGUAAACUCGUACACCAUCAUUGGCAGCAGCAGGAAACGCUUUUGCUGUUGUAUUUCUGUUUGGGCAUCUUAAGGUUUUUAUUUCCAUGUAAUGUACUUCGAAUUUCUUUUAUUGCAGCAGCUAUGAUAUUGGUUUAGGGCUGCAAUUAUGAUAAUGUUGUCUGUGGUUUGUGUUUUCUAAAUUCUUACCUUUUAAGGUAUUGAAAUACAAGGGUGUUGUUGCUAUGGUC
Molecule: messenger RNA, 848 nt
Organism: Helianthus annuus (common sunflower)
Lineage: Eukaryota; Viridiplantae; Streptophyta; Magnoliopsida; Asterales; Asteraceae
Product: eukaryotic translation initiation factor 5A
Exons: 5
Coding region: 144-623 (159 amino acids)
Biological process (GO): positive regulation of translational elongation; positive regulation of translational termination
Molecular function (GO): RNA binding; translation elongation factor activity; ribosome binding
Source: RefSeq, a predicted model, not a curated record